UCUCCUCCUCUGUGUACAGGUCACACAUGCCUGGAUAACAAGCCAGGAUAAAAAAUUAUUUCAAAAAGUGGUGAAGAAGUGUGGUUUAGCUUAGGAGGAAACACAAUUGAUGCUGAAAGGGUCUGAUUUCGUGCCUUUGGGAAAAGUUUGGAGCUGGAGGGAAGCUUGAGUGGAAGAGGUCCAGAGUAGAGAUGUCCAUCUCAACUCAGCUGGGCUUGUUGUUGUGGAAGAACUUUACCUACAGGAGAAGGCAAACGCUCCAACUGCUGAUUGAGAUAGUAUGGCCCCUGUUGAUCUUCUUCAUUUUGAUAUCAGUGAGACUGAACUACCCUCCGUACGAACAACAUGAAUGUCAUUUCCCCAACAAGGCCAUGCCCUCGGCGGGCACCCUGCCCUGGAUCCAAGGCAUCAUCUGCAACGCUAACAACCCCUGCUUCCGCAACCCCACUCCUGGAGAGUCCCCCGGAGUCGUGGGCAACUUCAACGAGUCCAUAAUCUCUCGUCUGUUCUCCGAUGCCAAGAAGAUCCUGCUGUACAGUCAGAAUGACCGGAAUCUGGAUGGCUUUAAAGGCCUCAUCCAAGCCCUGAAGACACUACAGGCCAACACCAAUGGAUUCAAGCUGAAGGAUUUCCUCCACAACAAUGAGACCCUGUCCACUUUCCUUCUGCGAAACGCCUCCUUCUCGGAACACGCCGUGCGCCAGAUCAUUGAGGCCGACGUGAACUUGGAAAAGGUGCUGGUCAAAGGCUUCGGUGUCCACCUGAGGGACUUGUGCAGCAGCAACGGCACCAGAGUAGAGGACUUUGUGACCAUCACAGACAGCAAGGUGUCCAGUCUGGUCCAGAAGAUGCUCUGCGUGUCCCCAGGCUCCUGGCUCAACCAGGCAGAAAGCCACUUCCUCCACAACCUGGACUUCCUCAAACCCAUACGGAAGGAUGUGAGGACUGAACCUGAAGCCGUCCAGCAGGUGGCCAAGGCUACAGACAAACUCCUGGAGAGCCUGGGCUCCCUGGCCUUGGAGCUGGCCAGCAUGAAGAGUUGGAGAGACCUGCGUAACGAGAUCAUCUUCCUCACGGAGAACGCCACAUCCUCCCCCAGCCACAUGUACCAGGCUGUGUCGCGCAUCGUCUGUGGCCAUCCCGAGGGUGGCGGACUAAAGAUCAAGUCCCUCAACUGGUACGAGGACAACAACUACAAGGCUCUGUUCGGCAACCACAACACAACCAACGGGGAGGAGCCAAUCUCUGCCUACGACAACACAUCCACUCCAUACUGUAACGCUAUGAUGAGGAACAUGGAGUCCAGCCCCGUGUCCAGGAUGAUCUGGCAGGCCCUGAAGCCUCUGCUCAUGGGCAAGAUCCUGUACACCCCUGACACCCCAGCCACACAGAAGAUCAUCCACGAGGUGAACAGAACAUUCCAGGAGCUGGGGGUCCUCAGAGAGCUGGGGGGCAUGUGGGAGGAAAUUAAGCCCAAGGUCUGGACCUUCAUGGAGAGCAGCGAACACAUGGACCUAGUAAGGACCCUAUUGAAGAACAAUGGCACUGGCAGCUUCUUCACCUCCCAACUGGCGGGCUCAGAGUGGACUGUGGAGGACGUCUCCAACUUCCUGACCAAACAUUCGCAGGACACGCAUCCCCACGGUACAGCCUUCACCUGGAGGGAAGUCUUCAACGAGACGGACCAGGCCAUCAUGAGCAUAUCCCGCUUCAUGGAGUGUGUAAACCUGGAUAAGAUGGAGCCCGUGGCCAAUGAGGAAAGGAUGGUCAACAAAUCCAUGGCGCUCCUGGACGAUAGGAAGUUCUGGGCUGGGAUUGUGUUUCCAGAUAUUGAGGCCAACAGCUCUGAACUGCCGGCCAACGUCAACUACAAGAUCCGCAUGGACAUCGAUAACGUGGAGCGCACCAACAAGAUCAAAGACGGAUAUUGGGACCCUGGUCCUCGUGCUGACCCAUUUGAGGACCUGCGCUACAUCUGGGGUGGCUUCUCUUACCUCCAGGACAUCAUCGAGCAUAGCAUCAUCACAGCAGUAACUGGCGUCAAGGAGAAGACGGGAGUCUACAUCCAACAGAUGCCCUAUCCCUGCUACGUGGACGACAUCUUCCUGCGGGUGAUGAGUCGCUCCAUGCCCCUCUUCAUGACCCUGGCCUGGAUGUACUCUGUGGCCAUCAUCAUCAAGAGCGUGGUGUACGAGAAGGAGGCAAGGCUCAAGGAGACCAUGAGGAUCAUGGGAUUAGACAAUGGCAUCCUGUGGUUCAGCUGGUUCAUCAGCAGCCUCAUCCCCCUGCUAAUUUCUGCCGGCCUGCUGGUUGUGCUGCUCAAGAUGGGGAACCUGCUGCCCUACAGUGACCCCGGCGUCAUCUUCCUGUUCCUGGGUUCCUUUGCCGUGGUAACCAUCAUGCAGUGCUUCCUCAUCAGCACAAUGUUUGCCCGUGCCAACUUGGCGGCGGCAUGCGGGGGCAUCAUCUACUUCACCCUCUACCUGCCCUACGUCCUCUGUGUGGCCUGGCAGGACUAUGUGGGCUUUGGGGCCAAAAUAGUCGCUAGCCUGCUGUCCCCAGUGGCCUUUGGCUUUGGCUGUGAGUACUUUGCCCUGUUCGAAGAGCAGGGCAUCGGCAUCCAGUGGAACAACCUGUUCAAUAGCCCCAUGGAGGAGGACGACUUCAGCCUGACCACCGCCAUCAUCAUGAUGUACUUCGACUCCUUCCUCUACAUGGUGAUGACCUGGUACAUCGAGUCCGUCUUCCCUGGUCAGUAUGGUAUUCCCAGGCCCUGGUAUUUCCUCUUCUCCAAGUCCUACUGGUUUGGAGAAGGGGACAACAGGAAGACUGACUUCAGUCAGAACAAGAGAAGGAGCUGUGAAGCUGUCUGUAUAGAGGAAGAGCCAGCCCACCUGAAAACUGGUGUCUUCAUAGAGAACCUAGUCAAGGUGUACCGGCACGGGAAGAAGCUGGCUGUGGAUGGGCUGACUCUGGGCUUCUACGAAGGACAGAUCACCUCUUUCUUGGGCCACAACGGAGCAGGGAAAACCACCACUAUGUCGAUUCUAACGGGACUGUUUCCGCCUACCUCUGGCACUGCUUACAUCAUGGGAAAAGACAUCCGAUCGGAGCUGAGUGCUAUUCGACAGAGUCUGGGCGUUUGUCCACAGCACAACGUUCUCUUCAGCAUGCUGACCGUUGAGGAGCACAUCUGGUUCUAUGCUCGCCUGAAGGGUCUAUCUGAGGAACAGGUAAAGUCUGAGAUCGAACAGAUCCUGAUAGAUACUGGCCUGCCGCACAAACGCACUUCCAGGACCAGCACACUGUCCGGAGGGAUGCAGAGGAAGCUCUCUGUGGCUCUGGCCUUUGUCGGGGGGUCAAAGGUUGUGAUUCUGGACGAGCCCACUGCCGGGGUCGACCCCUACGCCCGCAGGGGCAUCUGGGACCUCUUGCUCCAAUAUCGUCUAGGUCGUACCAUCAUCCUCUCCACCCACCACAUGGACGAGGCGGACAUCUUGGGCGACCGCAUUGCCAUCAUCUCCCACGGCAAGCUGUGCUGCGUGGGCUCCUCCCUCUUCCUGAAGAACCAGCUAGGUACAGGCUACUACCUCACCCUGGUCAAGAAGGGCCCAGAACCUUUCCUAAGCUCCUGCCGCAACUCCUCCAGUACCGUCUCCUUAACUAAGAAGGAGGAGGAUUGUCCCUCUGAGAGCAGCUCUGACGCAGGCCUUGGCAGCGAACACGAGAGCGAAGUAGCUACCAUAGAAACUGCUCAGGCAGCUUCCAUCUGUGAAAGUACCUUCGUGCCCCCCGACGUCUCCCUGAUCUCCAGCCUGAUCUUCAAGCACGUCCCGGCCGCCCGCAUGGUGGAAAACCUUGGCCACGAGCUCAUCUACGUCCUACCCUACAGCGCCGCCAAGGACGGAGCCUUCGUGGAACUCUUCAAGGACAUGGACAAUCACCUCCCUGACCUGGGCAUAUCCAGCUAUGGUGUCUCCGACACCACCCUGGAAGAGAUUUUCCUGAAAGUGGCAGAGGACAACGGAGUUGACACAGAAGUUCCCUCAGACGGUACACUCCCCCUGCGCAGACGUCGUAGAAAUCAUGCCUUUGGUGGAGGAAAUGCCUUCGGUGGAGACCACCAGAGCUGCCUUAGACCCCAGAUUGAUGACGACAACAAUGAACAUAACGACUCGGACGCAGACCCAGAAUCCAGAGAGACAGACUUCUUGAGCGGCUCGGACGGUAAAGGCUCCUACAAGGUGACGGGAUGGAGUCUGAAGAGGCAGCAGUUUGUGGCCUUGAUUUGGAAGAGGUUUCUGUACGCUCAACGCUCCAGAAAAGGUUUCUUUGCUCAGAUUGUACUUCCUGCUGUGUUUGUGUGCAUUGCCCUGGUCUUCAGUCUCAUCGUCCCGCCUUUCGGAAAGUACCCCAGUCUGGAGCUGCAGCCAUGGAUGUACGAAGAACAGUCCCUCUUCAUCAGCGAUGACGCCCCUGAAGACGCUAGCACACAACGGUUAUUGAGUGCCCUCACCGAAGGACCUGGGUUUGGAACGCGCUGCAUGGAAGGACAGCCCAUACCUGACACUCCCUGUACGAUGGGUGACGAAGACUGGUCCAUACCGGAGGUCCCAGAGACUCUUCUGGAACUCUUCCGCACAGGUAACUGGACCAUGGAGGAGCCGUCCCCUGCAUGCGCCUGCAGCUGUGACGGCCGCAAGAAAAUGCUCCCUGAGUGUCCUGCUGGAGCCGGAGGACUGCCACCCCCUCAGAUGAAGAUCAGUGAGACAGACACCCUGCAAAAUCUGACCAACAGAAACAUCUCUGACUAUCUGGUGAAGACCUAUGCAGAGAUCAUUGGGAAAAGUUUGAAGAACAAAAUCUGGGUAAAUGAAUUUAGGUACGGUGGCUUCUCAUUGGGUGCCAGGAGCACCAACAUCCUCCCCGCAGCUGACGAAAUUGACGACGCCAUCGCUCGAGUGAGGAAGAUUUUUGAAUUGGAGAAGGGUGCAGCCGCAGACCGAUUCCUGGAGAGCUUGUCUAGCUUCAUCAACGGUCUGGACACCAAGAACAAUGUCAAGAUUUGGUUCAACAACAAGGGAUGGCACAGCAUGGGAGCCUUCCUCAACGUGAUGAACAACGGCAUCCUGCGCUCCAACCUGCCCCCUGGCAAGGACCCCAGCAAGUUUGGCAUCCGCGCCUUCAACCACCCGCUCAACCUCACCAAGGAGCAGCUGUCCCAGGUGGCACUGAUGACCACCUCAGUGGACGUCCUGGUGUCCAUCUGCGUGAUCUUUGCCAUGUCCUUCGUCCCAGCCAGCUUCGUAGUCUUCCUCAUCCAGGAGAGAGUGAGCAAGGCCAAGCACAUGCAGUUCAUCAGCGGCGUGCAGCCCCUGCUUUACUGGACUGCCAACUUCAUCUGGGAUAUGUGUAACUACAUCGUCCCGGCAACGCUCGUCAUCAUCAUCUUCGUCUGCUUCCAGCAAAAGGCAUAUGUGUCGUCCACCAACCUGCCAGUGCUGGCCCUGCUGCUGCUCCUCUAUGGCUGGUCUAUCACUCCCCUGAUGUACCCGGCAUCCUUCUUCUUUAAGAUCCCCAGCACGGCCUACGUGGUGCUGACCUCCGUCAACAUCCUCAUCGGCAUCAACGGCAGCAUCUCCACCUUCGUCAUGGAGCUCUUCGGAGACAACGAAAUUGGGGGUAUCAACAACAUCCUGAAGAACGUUUUGCUGAUCUUCCCUCACUUCUGUCUUGGCCGAGGUCUCAUUGACAUGGUGAAGAACCAGGCCAUGGCCGACGCUCUGGAGAGAUUUGGUGAGAACCGCUUCCGAUCCCCUCUGGAAUGGGACAUGGUGGGCAAGAACCUGUUUGCCAUGGCCGUGGAAGGAGUGGUCUUCUUCAUCAUCACCGUCCUUUUCCAGUACCGCUUCUGCAUCAAGCCCAUUAACCUGCACACCAAGCUCCCUCCGGUGGGUGAGGAGGACGAGGACGUGGCCAGAGAGAGGCAGAGGAUCGUCAACGGACUGGGACACGGAGACAUCCUGGAGCUCCGACAGCUCACCAAGGUCUACAAGAGGAAGCAAAAGCCAGUUGUAGACCGCCUGUGUGUGGGCAUCCCUCCUGGAGAGGUAAGAUUAGAUUAUUUAAAACAAGUAAAUACACGAUGCAAUGACAUGCAAUCUCUUUCAAUCUCCUUAGGUAUAUUUCCUCUGUUUCCUUUCUCUUUCUCUCAGUGCUUUGGCCUCCUGGGUGUGAACGGAGCAGGAAAGACCACCACAUUCAAAAUGCUGACAGGAGACUCCAUGGUCACCAGUGGAGAAGCUUUCCUGGCUGGAAAAAGUAUACUGCGGGAGAUAGACGAAGUGCACCAGAACAUGGGCUACUGUCCCCAGUUUGACGCCAUCAACGAACUGCUGACAGGCAGAGAGCACCUGGAGUUCUACGCCGUCCUGCGUGGAGUGCCCGAGAAGGAAGUGUGUGAGGUUGCUGAAUGGGGCAUCCGUAAGCUGGGCCUAGUAAAGUAUGUGGACAAGGCAGCAGGAAGCUACAGCGGAGGAAACAUGAGGAAACUCUCCACGGCCAUGGCCCUAAUAGGAGGACCACCCGUCGUGUUCCUGGACGAGCCCACUACUGGGAUGGACCCCAAAGCGCGCAGGGCCUUAUGGAACUGCAUCCACAGCGUCAUCAAGGAGGGACGCUCCGUGGUGCUCACCUCGCACAGUAUGGAGGAAUGUGAGGCCCUGUGCACCAGAAUGGCCAUCAUGGUCAACGGCAGAUUCCGUUGCUUGGGGAGCGUUCAGCACCUAAAGAAUAGGUUCGGAGACGGGUACACCAUCAUCCUGCGUGUGGCGGGGGCGGACCCUGACCUGCCGCCGGUGAUGAAGUUCAUUGAGAGCGAGCUGCCGGGCAGCACCCUGAAGGAGAAGCACAGGAACAUGCUGCAGUACCAGCUGCCCUCCUCUCUCACCUCCCUGGCACACAUCUUCAGCAUCCUGGCCAAGAACAAGGACCUGCUUCGGAUAGAAGACUACUCUGUGUCGCAGACCACACUGGACCAGGUGUUUGUGAACUUUGCCAAGGACCAGAGUGACGAUUACCACUCAAAAGACAAUUCAGUUAAGCGUAAAGAGGCGGUGGUGGACACUACCCCGCUCAGCUCGCGGCAGGCUGAAGAGAAGCUAGCCGAGGAGAGGCUAAAGGAGAGCUUGGUGUGAGCAAACAGACACCAUCUUCCACCCAAAACUGGAACCCGCAAACAGUGUUGGACUGAGUUUAUGUCCUUGUAUUAUUACAGUAGUAUUUUAAUUCUUCAGCCAGGUGUUGCCCUCGGAAGGGCCCGGCUGGAAAGCUCAAUGCAAAGUUUCCCAAUCGUGCUGAAGUGAGUUGAGGCCCAGAGAGCCCUUCACGAUAGUCAUUAAGGAGAAAGAGUAUUAAACUUGGAAUAACUGCCAUAAUUCUAUCCUGUGCUUCAGCAGACGUUAUGCAGUGUAUAUUUUUAAGGAAACUGUGUUCAUUUGUGUAAUUCCAAUUAACUGGUUUCUACCAAUGAUAGGAAAAUAAUUCAUGGUCUGUUUCUUUUGGUUUUGUUCUCCAAGACCAGAAUUACAUGAUGAAGAAUCCCAAUCAUUUCUGUGGCCAAGGGCUGUACUGUAGAAUCUGAAUUGGUUUGAUUUUGUUUUGAAAGAUGUACCUUUUAUAUAUAUCAAGGAAUAGUUUAAUUUGUUUGGCUAAGUACAUUGUGGCAUUACUGUAAUUAUGAAUGUUCUUCCUUGUAGUUCAGUACCUUACUAUGUAGUGGACACUGUAGUGGCCAUUUUGAAACACUCCAAUUGCAGAGACUAAGUACACUUUUCAAUGUACACUAUGCAAAUAACUACAAGUUUUAAAAAAAUAUAUAUAUAAAAAAAAUCAUUUUAUAGCUUUUACAGAAAACUAAAAGAUUUGUUUGUGGGUUAAGACACAUUAUCAACAUUUGCAAUGAAUACCUCAACACAACAUACCACAGUGCCCUGCCAGACAAACUGUUAAGGAUACUUCAGUAUUUUCACCACCUAACCACUAGGUGAAAACAGAAACAUUCCCUCCAUGGGUUGAUAAUAGUAAAUCGAGUAACAUCAUCAUGGAUACUGGAAGGGACCAACAGUGCCAUGUCAGUUUUGAACUCCUGUCAUAACGUGUGACCUGGAAGCUUGUCAUGUAUCGUUGCAGAGACCGGUGCAGUCAAGUGCCAUUUUAUUGUGAAAUUCAUUUAGUGGUCAUUCGGGUGAAAUGACUCAGUAUUUUGAAACAAAGCUUUGCCUGAAAUGAGGGCAGUUCAACAUUCCAAGCACUUUAUUUCUGGUGUUAAUUGGAAUAUUGUUUUUGCACUGGAAUUUCCACAGACUGUAUACAAUUGUUUGUUUUGAUCAAAAAGAAAGAAUCCUACCAAGAAAAUUAUUUAUUUAAUAGCUGUUUGUUUUUAAUGUAUUGAGAAAGGCUGUGGGAAUGUCUGUUACUCGCCCUGUACAAUACUUAUUUACACAAUAAAACCCAGCAAAUCGUCA
Oncorhynchus kisutch (coho salmon) is the source of this 8525-nucleotide messenger RNA. RefSeq names its product phospholipid-transporting ATPase ABCA1. The record is from RefSeq and is a predicted model, not a curated record. Gene Ontology annotation, cellular component: intracellular membrane-bounded organelle; membrane. Gene Ontology annotation, molecular function: ATP hydrolysis activity; lipid carrier activity; ATP binding. Bases 192 to 7196 code for a protein of 2334 amino acids. NCBI's taxonomy places the organism in Eukaryota, Metazoa, Chordata, Actinopteri, Salmoniformes, Salmonidae. Gene Ontology annotation, biological process: lipid transport; transmembrane transport. The transcript is spliced from 36 exons.